Messenger RNA from Pipistrellus nathusii (Nathusius's pipistrelle), 1110 nucleotides. The record is from the annotation of a GenBank genome assembly. Lineage: Eukaryota; Metazoa; Chordata; Mammalia; Chiroptera; Vespertilionidae.
AUGGAGCCGCGCGAGGAGGACCGCGGGGACGGAGAGGACUGCGUGGACCAGGAGGACUGCGUGGACCAGGAGGACUGCGGGGACGCGGUGGCCGCCUGGUGGGACAUGGUCGGGAGGAACGUGCGAUCUAUUCCACAAUGCUGUGAAACACUCGGAAGAAAAAUUGCCACUCAGUACAACAGCUUUACCAGUAAACCAUUAAAAGAGCACAUUUUCCCUCCUCUGAUGGACAUGCUAAUUUAUUUUAAUUUUUUCAAAGCACCGUUUCUUGUGGACUUAAAGAAGCCGGAGUUAAAGAUGCCUCACACAGUGAACUUCUAUAUCAAGGUUGAGCCUGGGGUGAUUCUGGGAAUCUGGCACACAGUUCCCAGCUGCCGGGGGGAAGAUGCUAAAGGGAAGGACCGUUGCUGGUACGAAGCAGCCCUUCAUGAUGGCAACCCAAUUAUUGUCUAUCUUCAUGGCAGUGCCGAACACAGGGCAGCUCGUCACAGGCUUAAUCUAGUAAAGGUGCUGAGCGAUGGUGGCUUUCACGUCUUGUCUGUUGACUACAGAGGGUUCGGGGACUCUACGGGUAAGCCCACAGAGGAGGGACUGACUGCGGACGCUAUUUGUGUUUAUAAGUGGACCAAGGCAAGAAGUGGCUCCACCCCCGUGUGCCUCUGGGGCCACUCUCUGGGUACAGGAGUUGUAACGAAUGCCGCAAGAGUCCUGGAAGAGAAAGGAUCCCCAGUUGAUGCUAUUGUUCUGGAAGCUCCAUUUACCAACAUGUGGACUGCAAGUAUCAAUUAUCCCUUGUUAAAGAUUUAUGAGAAACUUCCAGGAUUUUUACAAACACUUAUGGAUGCUCUGAGAAAAGACAAAAUAGUCUUCCCUAACGAUGAAAAUGUAAAAUUCCUGUCUUCCCCCAUCCUCAUCCUUCAUGGCGAGGAUGACAGCACAGUGCCUUUGGAGAUUGGAAAACAGCUCUAUGAAAUUGCACACAAUGCAUACAGGAACAAAGACAGGGUCAAGAUGGUGAUCUUUCCUCCUGGCUUCCAACACAACCUGCUUUGUAGGAGCCCCACCCUGUUAAAAACCGUGAGAGAGUUCCUGAGCCAGCAGUGGGCGUGA